Messenger RNA from Leptinotarsa decemlineata (Colorado potato beetle), 745 nucleotides. It is a transcript of the gene mRpL12, whose product is annotated as mitochondrial ribosomal protein L12. The record is from RefSeq and is a predicted model, not a curated record. Gene Ontology annotation, molecular function: mRNA binding; structural constituent of ribosome. Gene Ontology annotation, cellular component: mitochondrial large ribosomal subunit; ribosome. Gene Ontology annotation, biological process: translation. NCBI's taxonomy places the organism in Eukaryota, Metazoa, Arthropoda, Insecta, Coleoptera, Chrysomelidae.
CCAGCGUGAAAGAAAAGAAGAAGAAAGAGAUCACACACUUUCCUGCUAUAACCUCUCAAAAAAUUAAUUUUAGUUUCAGGAUUUUAAUUCGUAAUAGUUCAACAAAAUGCAGGAAGCGAGGCUAGCUUACCGCUCUUUACAAAGUAUAAGACAUUGGAGGUCCAUUUCAAAAUGUGCCCGGGUAGCCCAAUCUGCGGAGAUCCAAUCUAACCCUGUCGAAAAACUCACAAUCCCACCCCCAAGCGGUUGCGAAAAGGUAUUCGCACCGAAAAUUGAAAAGUUAGUCACAGAAAUAUCGCAGCUCAACCUCAUAGAAGUCUCGGAACUCAGUGAUUUAUUGAAGAAGCGUUUGAACCUCCCUGAUGCCCCCGUACUACCUGUGGGUGGAUUUGGACCAGGUCCUGGUGUGAAGGAGGAAGAGGAAGUUGAGCCGCAGAAAGUUAAAUCAGUUUUCACAUUGAAGUUGAUGAAAUUCGAUGAUAAGCAGAAAGUGGCUCUGAUAAAAGAAAUGAAGAAUUUGAUGGAAGGAAUGAACUUGGUGCAAGCGAAAAAAUUUGUCGAAAGUGCACCGACAGUGGUUAAGUCAGACAUUUCCAAAGAAGAAGCAGAAAAGCUGAAAGAGGCUAUAGAAAAAGUUGGCGGUGUUGUAGAGCUCGAAUAGAAUAAUCAAGAUUCUAAUUUCUUGGAUUAUUCGGAUUCUUAAUAUGUUUAUUUAGGAUGAAUAAUAUAAAUAAUCAUAAUUGUC